Molecule: messenger RNA, 1278 nt
Organism: Ostertagia ostertagi
Lineage: Eukaryota; Metazoa; Nematoda; Chromadorea; Rhabditida; Trichostrongylidae
Source: the annotation of a GenBank genome assembly
GAGUCUAUAAAAGCAAACCUGGAGAACACUCCUCCAAGUGAGGAGAAACUGCAAGAUAAACAAUACACGAAACAUACUUCAGGAGUUGAAAUUCAACUGCCUAAGUUGGAAAUACCAGAGUUUGAAGGAGACAUGGUUCAUUUCCCAGAGUUCUGGGAACUGUACUCCAUAGCCGUACACAACCAUCCGACAUUAGGAGCGGCGUCCAAGUUUUACACCUUAAGAGGACGAGCCGGAGACCUGAUAGCUUCCAUGAGAUUAUCUGCAGAGAACUAUCCAAGAGCAGUAGAGCUUUUACUUAGUACAUAUAAUAGACCAGACGUUUUAAGGAACAGGCUUGUGGAACAACUAGAGGCGCUGCCUCCAGCAGGAAAAGCCGUAACUGAUCAACGUACUACAUUUUUCCAAGAAAGACAAGGAGAAAGGGUUGGGGAGAUGCGGAGAAAAAAUGACAACUGGACUGCGGAAGAUUUACUCGAUGCCUUUGAUAAAGUCAUCGACCAAUUAGAAAUUAUGGAGGAUACGGAUCCAACACCUACAGCAACGUCAAAGUUAUGCGUUGUAGACAACCCGCAAUCUAGUUCACGACAGUUCAAUAAGUCAUCGCGUAGAAGGCCGUCAACUCAAAGAAGCUCAAGCACACGUAGUGAUGGAUCACAAAGAAGGAGCUUGUCAAAUGAAAAGCGGACAGGAAAGAAACAGCUACGGUGCAGCUUUUGCCUUCAAACUAGGCACAAAACUGCAUAUUGUGACGAAGUGGUAUCACCCUACGCAAGAAGGAAGAUAGUAGUGCAAUCGAAGUUAUGCUGGAAGUGUCUAAGGGCCGGACACCAAAGACUGCGAUGCGACGCACCCCCAUGUCGGACUUGCGGGAGAAGUCAUCACUGGUCCCUAUGUCUUCAAGGGACUUAUUCUCACAGUUCAAGCAGAUCGAAUAGUCCAAGAACAAGGCUGAAUGGAAGGGAAAAGUCAGUAGACAGCUCCUCGUCAGACGCAAAUCCAAGAAACGAGUUCAGAACGAACUCAAGAUCUCCGAGAAUGGACUACUACUGGGAUGUAGUCGAUCACAAAUGCAACCGACAACUUCCAUCAGGACUAGUCCAAUCCAACACAAAACUCGGACCCGUUUUGUCUGGUAACGCAUCACCCGCUUCAUCCCGAACCCAUUCUGUUUCAGACACAGACCCAACAGAAAACCAUCAAGACGCUGCUGAAGUGGAACGCUUAGUCCAACGUCUAUUCGGGCUAGAGUCCAUGUUUUCCAGAGAUGAGGCGGAC